CAUCGUGAAAUCGGGAUCGUUGGAUCGAGACAUCGAGAUCGCUUUCUCCGCUUCGAAUAUACGUGUCAUUUCAGGUUUUUCUGUGGUUUUCAGUUGAGGAAUGCAACAAUCAGACAAUAUGGAGAACGAAAAUUCAGAACAAGAACAGCAGGUGGAUAUGGCGAAACAAAGCCUUUACAUCAAAGAACUGCUGAAGGAGAAAAUGCAACUGGACCCGGAGCAUCACGCCAAUGCUAUGAGGCUUGUCGACGAAGAGGUCCAAAAAGCGCAAACUUUGAAAACCCCUAAAGAAAAUCGUUAUGUAGACAUCUACAGAGAGAAACCUAUCAGAGUGGCUGUCAAAGUAUUAGUUCCUGUCAAAGAACAUCCAAGGUUCAAUUUUGUAGGUAAGCUGUUGGGCCCUAAAGGCAACUCUUUAAAAAGGCUACAAGAAGAAACCAUGUGUAAAAUGGCCAUCCUAGGUCGUGGUUCCAUGAGAGAUAAAGCUAAGGAAGAAGAAUUACGACAAGCUCUAGACCCCAAAUAUGCUCACCUUGCAGAUGAGUUGCAUGUGGAAAUUGUAGCUCUAGCGGCACCAGCUGAAGCGCACGCCAGGAUUGCUUUUGCCUUGGCAGAACUCAGUAAAUAUUUAGUACCUGACCUAAAUGAUGAAAUCCAUCAAGAACAGAUGCGCGAGAUCCAGCAGUACGGACCUCCGGGAGUUCGACCAGGCCCACCACGUGCAGGAAUUCGUCCUGCAAUGCCCCCACCGCAACGAGCCCCGAUGGGUAUGGGACCUCCAGUGCGCCCUCCUCGACCUGCUCUUGGUAUUCUUCCCCCACCGCGUCAAGGUCCCCCACAUUCUGCUGGGCUUUUGCCUCGACCUGGUGUGAAAACGGGGAAGGUCCUGAGCAUUCUUGACAGAGCACGCGCUGCCAUGGAAGAAUCAUCCUAUGGAGCAGGUCCCGGCUAUGAUGCAGGUUAUGAUGCUGGUUAUGAUUCUAUGGGCUAUGAACUCUCAAGUUACAACAACUCAUACAAUGGAGGAAGUUCUGAUUACUACGAUUCAGUCAGCUAUCCUGGUCAGGAUUACAGCUCUGAGGUAGUGGCACCACACGCACCCAGCUCUGGACGUUGGAAAGGUUACUCUCCCACCGGUGGCAGUGGUAAAGGGCCCUCAAGUCUACCUAUCUCUGCUUCCCGCUACAGCGCUCAAGGCAUCCGCCAUUCACCAUAUGGCCGUCCUAAAUCCUAUGAUUGAGGACUCUCGUGUCUGCCCCUAGCUGAGACAACAUAUUGAAUGGAAACAGUUUUCAAAAUAGAGCAAGUGAAACACGCAGCGGAUGAUCUUACAAGAUGAUUUAAAUCCUGAAUGGUUGGCUAAUCGAAGUUAUUAUUUUGUCUUUGGAAGUCCAUUGUUAGGACGUGAUUACAUGAGAGGUAGGCAAGGUAAUUUAAUGAUGCAUACUGUCAAUUUUUGACAGGCACAAGGAGUUCUUAAAUUACAAAUCGUGCUGAUUUUAAUGUACCAUUAAGGUAUCAUUUGGAUGGCGCAAGAUCAGCUCUAAAUAAUGAAAAUAACCCCGAACCCCCCCCCCCUAAGUGCAAAUUUAAGGUCUAUUGAAAAAUGUAUAACUAAUGUAAAGAAAUGUGCCUGUGACUUUACAUUUUUAAGUUGGACCUUGGCCCAAGUAAAAAUUUAGUUCUUGCGUGCUUGCUUCAAUACUGGUUGUAAUCACUUGAAAUUUAUCUUUCUGUUUCACUUUUUGCUAGUUGUGCAAUCAAAAAUGUUUCGUUAGGGAUUCUAUGAAAUUUCACAGGAAUGAGUUUUAACUUGACGACAUUUCACCGCAGUGACAUUCGAGCACAGCUGCUAUUCAUUGCCAGUAUCAUACUGCUGUAGGGAAAGAUUUAGUCUACUGAAAAAUUUACGAUUCUCCCCAAUAUUUCUUCAAAAAUUCUUUUGGAUAAUUAUUUACCCAAACUAACCACAAUCAUACACAUCUUAUCAAAGAAUUUUUUCCUGACGAUACUGGGUUUGUAACCGUUUGAAACUGUCUUGCACUAAUUUGAACAAGCUAAGUAUCUCCAAAGCAACUGCUUUGGAGCAUUCUUCAUUUAAAUUUCUACAAAUGGUCAAAACUUUCUUUUCGUACAUGGCAUUGAUUUAAGAGAACAAAUUAUUAUAACGAUUGAAUAUCAAUUCUAUAAAUGAGAAUGGGAUAUCAGGGAAACUGAUUAUUUCAAGGCAAAAAUUCAAAAUUUCUUCUCUCAAUGAGAUAUCAAUACUUAGAUCAUACGUAUUAUGACCUUGUGUUGUUACUGGCAGAGUAUUGGAGGAAGGGGACAGACUUUCACAAGCAUUACGACUGGUAUUAACAUUUUCAGUAUUUGUCUGACUUUGGCUCACAUCUGGCUCUGCAAAACAAGCAAUGACAUCGGAAGGAUGAGUUAUUUGAUUGCUAUUUUGAGGUUCAGAUCCAAUCAACGGAAAACCUGCUUUACUUAGGUUUUUCUGGAUGACUAUUUUCUAAAUCAUCAACGAAUCAGUUCAUGAUCAUAAAAUAACAAACAUGUAGAAUACCAAUACUCUUUUGGGAGCACAUUUUUGGGGGUUAACGUCACAAUGUACUAUCCGUCUCAUAAAAAAUAAACUUUGUAAAUGAAUUGAAACUUGGCAACAUGACACGGUAUCUAUCCAUAUAGAUUGUUAAAAAAUUUUGUCAUGCAGAAAAUAACUACACCGCGCGCAAAAAGCAUUGUAGCGGGUUGAAAUGAGUUUGACUUGUGAUUAGCUCUACGUUUGACUUGGUUAUUAUUAUGGAAGUUUGUCGUAGAGUUAGAUUAAUGCUCAAGGCGAACGUUAAAAAGGUUUCUCAUCAAGCGUAAACGUCUAGAUAAACCAGUAUGCUCAAAAGCCGUUUGAAGAUUUCUCCACAUUUCUGCGGGAUAGUUGCACAUUCGUAUGUGCUUAAUGCAGUUAGGCUCGACCAUUAAGGAAUUUUUAGUGAUCGCUUUUCGACGCUUUAGUUUAAGAUCAUCGUCGGUAGCGGCCACUAGAUUGCUAGGAAUUUCAGGAUCUGUGAUGUCCCAAAGAUCAUCGUAGUCUAAAAAUUUUGACAUUUGAAACUUCCAUAAGGAAUAAUUAUCCUGACCUGAGAGUUUUGGGAAAGACGGAAGACCUAUUGAUCCUGCGGUUGAACUGGACUGCGGCAUGAUGGAAGUCGUAGUAGGCGAUUCUUCCAAGUUGAGUUGAGCACCACGGUUAUCUUCAAAGAUGUCGUUUAGGUUGCAGAAAUCGUUGUUUGUACUUGAAUCCAAGAGAGAAUUGUCCGUAUCAAGAUCUGAAUCGAGUGUCAUCUGUAGUUGAAAGACGCGCACGAGUCAGAAGACGAUAUCCACGAGAUCACGCAGCGACGCGAGAAGCACGGGUCCAUUUUGAUUUCGGUGAGAAAUUCGGACAAACUUACGAAAAACGGAUGAGUACGGAUAAAAACGGAAGGCCCAUAACCUGUCGUUUGAGGUUAUAUUACAUAAUAAAAGUAAAAGGCUUAAGCCAUGUCGCCUACUAAAGCUCUUCUUCUCUUUUCUUUUGUUUUUUCCACCGCUGUGCAUUAAUCUAACUCUACGACAAAGUUGACUUUGUUGACUGAGGCGGGUUUAAGUUCACUAGCAAUUGUUUCGAAGUUGCGAACAAACUUGAUCGCAUCCUCCAGAGUUAGAUCGCUUUUCUCCCACAAUUUUUUUUUGAGGUUGACGGAGUUGAGCCCAUUUACAAAUUUGACAAGGAGCCUGUUCUUGAGGUUGUUUCCGAAGUUGCAUUUAUCUGCAAGAAGUCUAAGAGAGGUUAAGUACAUUGCAGCAGUUUCGCCAUCUGCCUGGAACCUAGAUUCAAACUUUAGAAUGUCGGAAAAAAGGAUCUUGUUUGGUUCUUAGGUUUCUUGGAGGAGUGUGACAAGUUGGUCAAAUGAUUUGCUUGAUGGUUUCUCAGGCAACAAUUGAGUUCUUAAUUCUGAGUAUACACUCCAAGAAUAGGUAGUUAAGAAGUACCUUACGUUUACUGUAUGCCUUGGUGAUUUCAUUAAGAUCGCAAAAGUUUUCUAGCAUUUCUAACCAUGUUGAUAGGGAGACUUUGGUUUCAAAAGGUUUCAAGGUUCCAACAUACGUUGCCGUGGUGGCAGGAAGUAUUCGGUUGGGUGGAUCUUGAUUUCGAUCGUCGCUCAUUUUUCGUUCCUAAGGAUUUCAAGUUUGACGGGUUGCACGGUAGACACGCGGUUCACUUGGUUGACUUGGCUUGACACGGUUGAUUCUUUCUUCAUGUGCCUUGCAGUAAAGGUGACCGGCGCGGCGCGGUUGGUUGACAAAUAUAGCUGUUAAAAAUCCGUCAACUAAAUCUACUGCUGUGCCAUGACCCAUAAAUAUUGAAUUGUAAUAGUAAGUUUUAAUGAAAUUUUUGCUUGACCAAAUUCUGACAUGACCAUCCAUUUGUUUUUUUUUCAGUUUUUUAUUGAAUGUUUCGUCAAAACACAUUACGAAGAGAUCAUUAAGCUCAUUAAUUUGAGUUGAAAGUCUUUGUUUAAGAAAGGGGUAAAUACCAAAGACCACAAUAUACAUGGUUUUCUGCUCACCACAUGAGAAAGAAGCUGCAAUUGCACUGUCAGAGAAGAUUCUCUUGAAUAUUGGUCCAAUAUCAUUGUUCGAUCUUUAAGAAUGAUAAUUCUUAAUUGUCGGAAGUGUCCAAAUAAUUUCCGCAUCUAAUACUUCAUCACGAGUUACAAAAUUAGAAACAGUGGAUCCCAAUGAACUUACGGGAACAACUUCACGACUAGAGCUACCUGAACUUGAACUUGGAGCUCCACUUGGUAAUGUGUUUGGGCUUGAAGAGCUAUUUGGUGAUAUUAUGUUCAAAGUUAGUUGCGGUUUUACUUUACCCCCACAUUUCUUAGCAUUUGUUGUAUGUCUGUUCCCUUGCAAAUGACUUUUGAGGGCGGACUCCCCCAUCGCACCGAUUUUGAUGGGUUUAUUACCACAAAAAAGACAAGCUGCACUAUGAUUAUCAUUGGGGACACGUCGGAGCCAGUCUUUAUAUGCCGAGUCAAGUAACCAUUUGUCAUUGAACACACACGGCAUUUUUUAAAAUAAAAAAUACAUUUAAGGCGAAAAAAUACAACGUAAAACACGCCGAUAUUUAGUAAGAGCCCGUAAGAGGCAUGGAAAUUUUCAGUCCAUGGUCACCCGCACGCGGAAAUUUUGCGCUUAAAAUAACAGCACGAUGUCGCAGAUUGAUUAAGAUCACAAAUUAUAUCACUCGCCGAUAUUAAUUUCAUGACACGAUGACCGCGACCGCACAGUAAAAUAGUCGGCGAAACAGAAAACACGCCGCCGCCGCGGGAAUGAUGAAUUCAGGCGUGACGUUAAAGGAAAACAAACAGUGCGAAAACCUCUUGUUUGGAAAAAACUUGACACCUUGCAUGCGAAGACGCGCGCGCCGUACGCACUUCGCCAGACACUCCCCGCCCGCACGCACUGCCCCCUCUCCAUCCCCUCCAAAGGGUAUCGUCGAAACUGACUCCGCUCUGUUGCCAUGCCCCCGACACAACGGCACACGUAGGCCUACGUCCCCUCUUGUCGUUUUCGUUCACUCGCCUUGCAGCGACGAAAGACUGAGCGGGCAACUCAGCAGAGUAGUUCUCGUUUCAAUUUCAACACGUUUUAAUACUUUCCAGCGUACGUCUGAAAAGUCGAACGCUUUCUCAUUUGACCUCCGAAAAGUGGAUUUGAGAAAUUCAAGCACGUUUUCAAGCACUUUCCAAAAAAUCAAGCACUUUCAAGGCCUUGAAUUUUUUUUUAAAAUCAAGCACUUUUCAAGCUUGCAUGAACCCUGUCUCUGCUGGUUUUCGCGAUUUUUUUUUUUUUAAGGCCCAAAGUGGGACACCCUAAUGGGCAUAUCUCAGCCCAGUGUGCUGUGUAAUGUAUCUCCUGUUUUGUAAUUUAUUCUAGUAUGUAAUUUUCACCCUUAAAAAAGAAAAAAAUGAUGUACCACCCUCCUCGCAAAUGCUGGUCUGAUUUGAAGAUGCCAAAGUAGCAUUGACAGUAACCAGGUUUUACUACCCAUCUCAGUUGCUCUCACUAGGUAACUGCAGACAAUGCAAUGUUGCUGCUCCUUGAAAAAGUAAUCCAUACAGUGAUCAAUACAGAGGAUAAGGAGGAGAGGUGGGUAUCACCUGUCUUUGCAGUAAAUCUAAAAUCAGGUCAGAGCUUGAGAAUAGCAAGCCUUGUUCCUUUGGAGACGCUUUAAGUAUACUUUGUCAACAGUUUCAUUUGACUGUGUGUUCUUCCAUCUUAGCCCCUUAUUAAUUGAACCUCUUGAAGUGGCAGUGCUUAAAGGCCUGACUCUCCACCAGUAUCUUGGGAUUGCUGGAAACCUCACUUUUGGAGAUACAAUGUUUCCUUAUCAGCAGCAAGAGCCAUCUUACUUUUUUGUUGACUACUGAUUUAGGUACGCUAAGAAUUCUAUCAACUGUUGGCUUGUACGUUCAAGACUUACUGAAAUAUUGCUUAACAGCCAACCAGAAGAUAAAGUCCAUACCGAAUAAGUAUAUGCGCUUUUGAAGCAAGGCAGAAGAUCUGCUAUCUUGAUUCUUGUACUCCUCUUCAGUGCUAAACUGAAGGCAGCCAAUCAUUAGUUGCCCUCAAAAAGUGAGUAUCCUUAUUUGACAUUGACUACAUCUUCAAGGUCUGAGUAAUGGAGCUCUAUAAGGCUAGUGGAGGGUCUUUAACUGCUUCCACUUCAUUGUCAUUUAUCAAUUUUAAAUUUUUCUCCUCUUAUUUUUAUGCUUUUUUUAUUACCAGGAUGACCAAUCAAUAUUAUUGCCUGAAAUUUCUUGUGAUUUUUCUUCGCCUUCCCUCAAAUAUUGUGCCAAAAAUUUCAUACGAAAAUGUCCAAUUGUACACAUUCUUUUCCGCAAAUAAAAUAUGAAUGGAACGCUUAUAAUGUUAUAAUUUGAAUACAUGUUUUUCCAGUUUCAUACAUAAUCUAACGAUUAAAAAUGAAUGAUCCCUCACCG
Messenger RNA from Bemisia tabaci, 7046 nucleotides. Its product is annotated as KH domain-containing, RNA-binding, signal transduction-associated protein 2. Lineage: Eukaryota; Metazoa; Arthropoda; Insecta; Hemiptera; Aleyrodidae. Gene Ontology annotation, molecular function: mRNA binding. The record is from RefSeq and is a predicted model, not a curated record. Gene Ontology annotation, biological process: regulation of alternative mRNA splicing, via spliceosome. Gene Ontology annotation, cellular component: nucleus.